UGUCAUGAGUCGUGUCGUGGUGGUUGCUCCGGUGAUGGGCCGAAGAACUGCAAAGAUUGCAGUGCUGGUUGGCUGAUGAACGACAGCCAUGAAUGUGAAGAUGUGGACGAAUGUCUUGAGGAGGGACGAUGCGGCGGUGAGCAUUCAAAGUGCAUCAAUACGGAAGGCUCGUACGAUUGUACAUGUGAAGAAGGCUUCGUCAAGAACUCCAAUGGCGCUUGUGACAUUGAUGUUCGAGGUAAAUUUCAUUUCGUGCUGCAUUAG
Molecule: messenger RNA, 264 nt
Organism: Gongylonema pulchrum
Lineage: Eukaryota; Metazoa; Nematoda; Chromadorea; Rhabditida; Gongylonematidae
Source: the annotation of a GenBank genome assembly